AGGCUUCCGAGCUCGAAGGAGUUGUGGAGAGCUCUCGUCAAAUGCAUGUGACACUUUAAGGGAGCGUCGAAGCUGCCGAGAGCAAAUCGGCGCAUUACGAAGAGCUCGCCAACGUCUCCAACAAGAAGGUUGCGGAGCUGGGGGAGGAGAUGUCGAGUUUACAUUCGAAACUGGCAUCUCUAGAGAAGGUUCUGGCAAGCCAGGAAGAAACUCUGAAGGCGGCUGUUGACACCGAGGCGGAGCUACGUCAACAGCUCAAGCUCGCAGAAGAAACUUCAGCAAUGCACGAGGCAACAGCGGGCGAACGAGAAAAGGUGGCCUCGGAAAGAGAGAAGGAGCUCUCGGCUGUGAACUCCAAGCUGACAGCUUUGAAAGAGACCUUGGCUGGCCAAGAGGAGACUCUCAAGUCGGCUUUCCAAGCCGAGGCAGAACUGCGAGGCAAGCUUUCGAGCGCAGAAGAAGCUACCGCAAAGCAUCAGGCUGACGCAGGGGAGAGCCAGAGAGCCGCAGCGGAGAAGAUCGCCGCUCUCGAGAGUACCAUCGAGAAGCUGGCGGAGAAGCUGGCUAAUACGGAGGAAGUGCUCGAGGCCACCAAACAAGAGGCUGCGAGAUCCAAAGACGCUGAAAGUAAGAAGGUGCAAGAGCUCGAGAAGGAAGCCGAGGCUAUGGCAUCAAACUUUCAAGCAGAGCUCGCGAAGGUCCAAGGUGUGGCGAGCUCUCUGGAGGAAAAACUGGACGAAGCAGCUCGACUCAUUUCUGAGCAGGAGAAGACGAUCUCGCGAAGGCAGGAGAGCGAGGCCCAGCAGCGAGAUGGCUACGCAUCGGAGACCAAGUCGCUCCUCGCCAAGCUAAGCGCGAUGAGCGAAGAGUUUUCCAAGGAAAAGCAGCUGCUGGAUAAUGAGAUAUCUAGUAUCAAAGGCGAGAGAGAGGAUCUUCGUAAGAAGCUGAGUGAGAUCCACGUAAAUGGAGCGUUUGCCAAGAAGUUGGAGACUCGUCCGGCGGAGCCAGCCGUUGAAGAAGUCGAGACGAGAAGUAUCUCCAGAGAUUUUGAUACCGGAGCUCUCAAAGCAAUGCCGAGGAGGAGGAAAGGAGCGGCUCCUUCCGCGGGAGUUGUGGAGGAGGAGACGAGCAGUGGCAAGGACAAAGUGGUGGGAAAGCAGGGCAAGGCUUCCUCCGGGUUCCUGGGAGCAACCAUUGUCGCGGUUUCUGUGAGCUCCUUCGUCGGCUUACUGGUGGACAGGAAACUAUUUUGA
This is a messenger RNA of Selaginella moellendorffii, 1253 nucleotides long. RefSeq names its product golgin subfamily A member 3-like. The record is from RefSeq and is a predicted model, not a curated record. Lineage: Eukaryota; Viridiplantae; Streptophyta; Lycopodiopsida; Selaginellales; Selaginellaceae. The coding region runs from base 150 to 1253 and encodes 367 amino acids. The transcript has 3 exons.